Adineta ricciae is the source of this 2919-nucleotide messenger RNA. The record is from the annotation of a GenBank genome assembly. Lineage: Eukaryota; Metazoa; Rotifera; Eurotatoria; Adinetida; Adinetidae.
AUGUCGAUUCUAAAAAUAAUCAAGAACGUUUUUGUAAUUUUAUAUUUCGUGUGUGUACUUUCUUCAAUUACAUCAUCAUCAUCAAUUCUCAUUGAUAGUGAAAUAGGAGAUGUGAAUGUGAUUAUUCCUUGUCCGAUAGAUCGAACUAAAUGGACGUUUCCAACCAUCCUUCAAUGGUAUCGUUCUGACAAUAAUUACACAAAACCAAUAGCUAGUCAAUUCGAUGAUUAUCCUGUGCAUAUCGAUGAUUUCUAUCGAUAUAAAUACAGUCUUUUAUCGAAUGGUUCAUUAAAUAUUGCUAAUGUACAAUUAAAUGAUAAUGACACGUUUGAAUGUCGUUUGAUUUUAAUUGAUCGUGGUCUACUUGAUAUCAAAGAUAAAUAUCUGAUUACAUUUCGUGUUAAUGAAAAACCACGUUUUAUUAAUCUAUCGAAUUCGUUACAAAUCGCUCCACAUUAUACAACGGUGGAUUUCAUUUGUCAAAUUUAUGGCGUACCAGUUCCAGUAGUGACAUGGUACCGAAUUUUUGAGAAAAAUGGUAACGAAGAUCAAGAAUUAGUGUCAGGCAAUGCUCAACAAUUGACUAUGCAUAAUAUUGAUGAUCGCAUGGCUGGACAUUAUCGAUGUCGAGGAGAAAAUCGUUUGGGAGUAGUACAGCACGAUUUUCAACUUCUUAUACGUGGUUCAAUUUAUUGGCGACGUUUUCCUCAAAGUCAAACAGUCAAAAUCAACGAGAGUUUGAUUUUGAAAUGUGAGGGUGAAAGUAGUGAACCAUUACAAUAUCAUUGGUUGAAAGAUGAUCUUCCUAUAUCGGAUGUAAUUGCAUCACAGGAUCGGAUACGAACAUAUAGCGAUGGUGUGCUUAAUAUUCAAAGAAUUGAACCUUCUGAUCAUGGAUUGUAUGUAUGUAUUAUCAGUGCAUCGAAGCUAGUCAAUGUGCGCAGCAAACCUGCGAUUAUUACAGUUACAUAUCCACCGAUGCCAUCACGUAGUCGUCAAGUGGGAAAUUUAACGUUGAUUCGUGGUUCUGUUGGAAUAUGUCCGUGUUUACUGGAUGCAUAUCCACCAAUUCAGUCGGUAGCUUGGUAUCGAAAUGAUAAAUCGAUACGUAUCGAGUCGAGAUCAAGUGGUGCCUAUUCGAUCAAUUCUGACUACAGUUUGGUGAUUAAAUCAGUUGAAAGUACGAACGAUGGAAAAUACUUUUGUCGAGCACAAAAUUUAGAAGGGUUUGGACAGGACAGUCUACCAUUCUAUGUCGAAACUAGAGAACCAAUUAAAUUUCUUCUAAAACCUAAAUCAAUCUAUCGUGUUCAUGAACGUGACCAACUGAUAAUACCGUGUGUUGCUUUCGGAAAUCCGCAACCAAUGAUCAAAUGGUUUAAAGACACACUUGACCUGAAAGAUACCAAUAGUAAUUUAACAUUGGAUUCGAUCGACAAAACCGAUCAUGGAAUAUAUGUGUGUCAAGCAAGUAAUGAACAUACAACUACGAAUAUUACUACAUUGAUCAUAGUCGAAAAUACAACGCCGCAAGCACCUCAUCAUGUUGAAUAUAAACAAUUCGGACCUAAUCUUGUUUUAUCUUGGGACGCAGGUUAUGAUGGUGGACAAGCUCAACAUUUUAUCAUUUGGUAUCGAUUAUUACACGCGAAAAAACGAGAUUGGCAUCAAGUUCGUGUGUUACCUACGAAUGCAACGGAAUUUAUAUUAUUCGAUUUGAAAUUGCAACAAACGUAUGAAAUCACGAUUGUUGCAGAGAAUCAGUUCGGUCUAGGUACAUUCACUCCUAUUCGAACAAUUGAAUUGAACAAUACUGAAAAUAUUUCCGCCGAUUAUUUACAUGACUCACAAAAACCAAAUCUCUCUCGACCAGCAUCUCCAACAAAUCUUCGUUUAUCUCAAUCAAGAUCAAAUCUUUACAUCACAUGGAAUCAUCCCUCAUCAACCAAUAUUGUUUCAUAUGUCAUACAAUGGCGUUCUACUAUUCUCUUCAACAACCAACAAUCGCAACAGUUUAUCGUUGUUGAUUACCCUACAAAUUCAUACACGAUCAAAGAUAUUAAGCAAACGAAAUAUCUUGUCGAAAUUUUCUCCUAUUCAGAUACGGGAACAUACAGUCUUCCUGUUCGAUCACAGAUCGACAUACAAUUCAAUUCGAUUCUUGCUUAUAGUGGAUCAAGCAGAAUUUUGAUUGUAUCCCUUUGUAUUCUGAUUCUACUAACCAUCGGAUCAAUGUGUGUAUGCGUAUUCUGUAUAUUUAAAUACUAUCAUUAUCGACGAACGUACUGUACAGACAUUGAAUGUGAUAAUAAAUGGAAGUGGUGGUGUUUUCCUUCAACUCGAUAUAAAUUGGGUGAUUGUUCCCAUAUGAAAGUCGAUCGAUACCAUGCAAAUCUUUUGAAAACAAAUGAUCUAGCAACGACACCCUUAUACAAUCCUCAAAAUCGAAUUUUACCUCAAGCUAAUGCAGCAUGUCUUCGACCGCCAUCUCCACAAGAUACUUACACUGAUUCAACAAUAUCUCUAGCCAAAGUAACAACUGUUCCACGCUGUCGUGAUUCCAUCAUUUCUAAUCCAAUUGCUACACCACAAUUAACACGCAGUUCUCAGCCGAUGGAUAAGCCGCACACAAUUGUUUCAUCGACUUUGACAUUUGCAGCGAUCGAUGAAAACAAAACGACAUCGUUUGCCGAGUCAACUUCAUCUGGAAAUAUUUCACCUAUACCAUAUGCCGAUUCCGAUACUCGCAAAAACGCUUCGCGUGUACCCCUUGAAGCUGUUCCAGAAAUGAAUGAACUCGAUGUAGCAAAUCGAUAUAGCUUUGAGCCAACCUUAUCUGUUUCUCAUUAUUCACGUACAGUCCAACCUAGUCCUGUUCUUAUAACAUUUGAUUCUAGUUCAUUGAAACGGCGUACUUGA